Molecule: messenger RNA, 3747 nt
Organism: Gopherus evgoodei (Goodes thornscrub tortoise)
Lineage: Eukaryota; Metazoa; Chordata; Testudines; Testudinidae
Product: potassium voltage-gated channel subfamily A member 1
Exons: 2
Coding region: 1150-2631 (493 amino acids)
Biological process (GO): protein homooligomerization; potassium ion transmembrane transport
Cellular component (GO): voltage-gated potassium channel complex; paranode region of axon; membrane
Molecular function (GO): delayed rectifier potassium channel activity; protein binding
Source: RefSeq, a predicted model, not a curated record
UCUCAGGUUUCUGCUGAUCCUGCAGAGUCAAGAAAUGGCUCGAGUUUGCCCCUUGCUCUGCUUGUAUUCCGCAGCCGCCUCGUCUCUGCCACGCGCGUCCCGCUCCUUCCUGCCGCUGCGGCUCUAGCCAGGGCGAGCCAAGAUCUGCGCUGGGGACGCAGCUGCAGGGCUGCGGCUUUCCCCCUUCCCUGCUGCUGCCCGGCUCUCUUAAGGGCACAGGCAGAAGGAAAGCGAAAGAGCCGCUCGCCGCGUCCUGUUUGUUUGGACGCGAUCCUUUUGGGCGGGUGACCCUUCCUCUCCCCAUCGUUACCCGCCUGGUUCCCAGCGCCGCCGAAGCUGGCAGAUGAAUAUUUCAGCAUCUCGCAGGCAGCCCUGUAAAGCGAUCUCGGCAGGGGCACAGGCGGAGGAGGAGGGUGAGUUUGCUGCUGCGCUUUUUGGAUGCUGCCGCUGCUGCUGCGACUUGACGCAUUCCGGCAGGGUCUCCAGGUCCUCAUCCCUCCAGCUGACCCGGGGGGCAGCCUCCAGCGACUGCCCCGAAGCGAGCUUUAUUCCCCCAAACCAAGAGGCGGGAGGCCAGUGGAAAUUGCUGUGUUGGCAUCGCAAGCAAUCGCAUCCCAGCCCCCCCUUUUAUUUAUUUAGUUUGGUGGUAACUCCGUGGCAGCAGCAGCAGUGAUGGUCAAGUCAGCGAGAAAAGCAGCAGGACCUUAUUAAAGGCAAAAGGAACCGGCUGGGGAGGGGAGCCCAGCCUGGAGUGUGUGAUUGACACCCCCCAAAACCUUCUACCUUGGGACACACACAGGGGACCCCUCAUGCCUCCUUCCCAUCUCCUCUUUCCCCUCUGAAGUUCUCCACCCCUUAUCCCUCCCUUUCCUGAUUCUCUCCAUCCCAGCCCCCUUUUCCCUCAUCUAUUUCUCCUUCACCUUUCUGGGGUUUUCUAUCCCUGAUCCUCAUCCUGUGCCCCACCACCACCACCCUUAAAGCUCUUCUGGAUCCACCAUCCCUCCUUACAUCCUCUAAGGCUUUGCAUCCGAGACUCCCCAUCCUUCUCCCCUGAGGCUCUCCCCUCUUGGGGCUCUCCAUUUCAGACUCCUCUCACCCACCCAAGGUGUCCCUCUAUAUCCCUGAGACUCCCGCACCAGCUGUGCCACCAUGACUGUGAUGGCUGGAGAGAACAUGGAUGAGACCUCUGUCCUGCCAGGCCACCCGCAGGAUAGCUACCAGCCAGAUGCCCAUGAUGCCCAUGAGUGCUGCGAGCGGGUGGUGAUCAACAUCGCCGGGCUGCGCUUUGAGACCCAGCUGAAGACCCUAGCCCAGUUCCCCAACACGCUGCUGGGCAACCCCAAAAAGCGCAUGCGGUAUUUUGACCCAUUGCGCAAUGAGUACUUCUUUGACCGGAACCGGCCCAGCUUCGAUGCCAUCCUCUAUUACUACCAGUCUGGAGGCAGGCUCCGCAGGCCGGUCAAUGUGCCUCUGGACAUGUUCUCUGAGGAGAUCAAAUUUUAUGAGCUAGGUGAGGAGGCCAUGGAGAAAUUCCGGGAGGAUGAAGGGUACAUCAAGGAGGAGGAGAAGCCCUUGCCCGAGAAGGAAUACCAGCGCCAGGUAUGGCUUCUGUUUGAGUACCCGGAGAGCUCUGGGCCAGCCAGGGUCAUUGCAAUAAUCUCAGUCAUGGUGAUCCUCAUCUCCAUCGUCAUCUUCUGCCUAGAAACUUUGCCGGAUCUGAAGGAGGACAAGGACUUUACAGGGACUCUGCAACACAUUGACAAUUCCACCGUGAUCUACAAGUCCAACAUUUUUAGCGACCCUUUCUUCAUCGUGGAAACCCUUUGCAUCAUCUGGUUUUCCUUUGAGCUGGUGGUGCGCUUCUUCGCCUGUCCCAGCAAGCCCGAGUUUUUCAAGAAUAUUAUGAACUUCAUUGACAUAGUGGCCAUCAUCCCCUACUUCAUCACCUUAGGAACUGAGAUGGCUGAGCAAGAAGGCACCCAAAAGGGGGAGCAGGCCACCUCUCUGGCUAUCCUGAGAGUCAUCAGACUGGUAAGAGUCUUUAGAAUCUUCAAACUCUCCAGACAUUCUAAGGGCCUCCAGAUUUUGGGACAAACCCUCAAAGCAAGUAUGAGAGAGUUAGGUUUACUAAUCUUCUUCCUCUUCAUUGGGGUGAUCUUGUUCUCCAGCGCGGUGUAUUUUGCUGAAGCUGAAGAACCUGAGUCUCAUUUCACAAGCAUCCCUGAUGCUUUCUGGUGGGCUGUGGUAAGCAUGACCACUGUGGGAUAUGGUGACAUGUACCCUGUGACAAUUGGAGGCAAAAUUGUAGGCUCCUUGUGUGCCAUCGCUGGCGUGCUGACAAUUGCCCUGCCCGUACCUGUCAUCGUGUCCAACUUCAACUACUUCUACCACCGAGAAACAGAAGGGGAAGAACAGGCUCAGUUACUCCAUGUUAGCUCCCCCAAUUUAGCAUCUCACAGUGAUCUAAGUCGCCGUAGCUCCUCCACAAUCAGCAAAUCUGAGUACAUGGAAAUCGAAGAGGAUAUGAAUAAUAGCAUAGACAAUUUUAGAGAGGCUAAUCUCAGAACUGGCAACUGCACCAUAGCCAACCAAAACUGUGUUAAUAAAAACAAACUGCUGACUGAUGUGUAAAAAACAAAAAAAAAAAACCAAAACACUCUCAGCUUGAAGACUUUAAGUGACUCAGUCACACUUUGUAGAUGCUUUACUAGUAGUCUUUGAAUGCUUUAUUUAUCUCGUAAAUGCAUUGUUGCAUUGCGAAUUUUUGCUCAGUGAUCAAGAAGUUUUCAGGAUCCAUGAAAGAUAACAUUUUCAGUUAUUCUUAAAGGGUAUUUUCCAACUUGUAAAUGAUAACUAUUUGAACUAGGCUAGUGAUAAAAAACAAUCAUAUGCUUCUAAAUCUAAGCUUCUUUUUUUCAUCCUUGUUGCUUGUUUAACUUAAUUUUAAACAAAACACAACAGACAAUUUUAGAGAUAUAAAAAUAUGCAUGGAUUCCAGUAAAAUAUUCUGCAAAACUGCACAAUGCAUCCAAGAAAGUGCAUCAGAUAAAAACUUCAGCAAAAAAAUAUGCAGCGAGCAUUUGCAGCUGUUUUGAUCAACUGAAGUGUGAAUUUCCCCUCUUUUGUGAAAGAUGAUGUAGUUCUGAUCUACAAAUUCAUGCAGCACCUUAUUAAAAAUACACUUAAGCCUGGUCUUGUUGCUGUAUACACCCUUAGCAUAGAAGAACUAUUCUAUAAGGAAAAAAAAAAAAAGACAGAACAUCUGUAAUGCUGCUAAGUUUUCUUAAGUGCAGAUGGUUUAAACACACUUUUUUUCCCCUCUCCAGGACUGGAAGCAAAAACUUUUAGCCCCUUUGUUGCAAAAUAGCACAAUGGAGUUUAAUAUAAGCAUGUCUGAAUUUGAUACUAUUUACUUUAUAAUCGCAUGCCUAAAAUGUUACCUCAGACAAUAGGGGAUAAGCUUUUGUUUGAAAUGAAUCUUCUAAAAAUAGGUUCUUUAUCUUUUCUUUUUUUCUUUUCUUUUUUGAUUUGCAUUCACCAAAAGUGCACUCCUUAAUUUAUUAAAUAUUUGAUUAGUAAUUUAAAGUACUGUAUUAAAGUAUGUAUGUUAGUCAAACGGGAACAAUAACUUUUGGAGAUCAAAGCAUGUUCAAAUAUUCAGCAUUAUGGCCGAAAUGACUGAGGUGUAACUUGAAUCAAUUAAUGCAUGAAUUCAGUAAUAAUAAUAAUAAUAAUAAUUAAUAAUUA